Messenger RNA from Neolamprologus brichardi, 2462 nucleotides. The record is from RefSeq and is a predicted model, not a curated record. Lineage: Eukaryota; Metazoa; Chordata; Actinopteri; Cichliformes; Cichlidae.
UUCUAGUUUCCUCUGUUCAACAUGGCGUCGGGAAAGUAAGACUUCGGCUAAUAUCACACAGUUUGCCCUGAAGUUAGUCCGCUCCCGCCCUUCUGAUUUUUGGAGAGUUUCCAAAUACGUCGCGGGGUCGGCAGAAAAAGUUUUCCUGGGACAUCCCUGGUCUGAUGCUCGGCCACAGCUGCCAUCAUGUUUGCCAAAAAGAAGAAGUCUCGUAUCCAGAUCUCAGCUCCGUCCAACUUUGAGCACCGUGUGCACACGGACUUUGACGAGCAGGAGCAGAAGUUUGUCGGGCUGCCGCGGCAAUGGCAGUCACUCAUCGAAGACACGGCGCAGAGGCCCAAACCCUUUAUCGACGCGACCAUCAUCACUACUGUAGAACCGCGAAAGACCAUCGUACGCGGCAGCAGGAUGGGAACAGAGUCUCUAACAUGGCUGUUGGAUGAGUUCGACACCAUGUCCGUGACUCGCUCCAACUCCCUGCGGCGAGGGAGUCCUCCAACACACCCUCGCAGGGACUCGAGCUCUUCAGGAGGAGGUGGAGGGCAGGAGAACGGAGAUCCUCAACACAGACACUACUCAGACAGACAAGACAGAGACCGACUCAGACAAGACCAGCAGAGCGGAGGUGACCCCCGCCACCAAGGUCAGCGCGGAGUCCGUCCUCCUCACACAGAUGAGGUGAUCCAGGGCCGCCCCCAACAGCAGCCCCGGGGUCAAGAGCCCAACAGAGCCCAGAGGGACAGACAAGGCCCCCCUCCUCCCCCUCACAGAGAUAGACAGCCUCGGGACAGAGACCAGGAUCAUGGGGCUCAGCGGGAUCAGCCUGGUGACCACAGGCCAAAGUCCAGCUACGUGGCACGGGACAGCAGUCCUCAGUCUCCCAGAGACAAGAGGCCUCUCUCAGGACCCAACAUACGCACCCCAAAUCUGCCAAUGUCUGAGGGCGUGAUGAAAACUGCUCAACAAGCCACACGGCCGUUUAACACCUACCCGCGGACAGAGAGCGAUGGCGGGCGCAGCCCCACUGGACAGCUGCAGGUGGUGAUCAUGCGGGACUAUCACCAUGAGAACGUGGUGGAGAUGUAUAACAGUUACCUGGUGGGAGAUGAGCUCUGGGUCGUCAUGGAGUUCAUGGAAGGAGGAGCGCUCACUGACAUCGUGACACACACAAGGAUGAAUGAGGAGCAGAUCGCCACAGUGUGUCUGUCCGUCCUGAAGGCGUUGUCUGUCCUUCACACACAGGGUGUGAUCCAUAGAGACAUAAAGAGCGACUCCAUCCUCCUCACUCAUGACGGACGGGUGAAGCUGUCCGACUUUGGUUUCUGUGCACAGGUGUCUAAGGAAGUGCAGAGAAGGAAGUCUCUGGUUGGAACUCCAUACUGGAUGGCACCAGAGCUCAUAUCCAGAUUACCUUACGGACCAGAGGUGGAUAUCUGGUCUCUGGGUAUCAUGGUCAUAGAGAUGGUGGAUGGGGAGCCACCGUACUUCAAUGAGCCGCCACUCAAAGCCAUGAAAAUGAUUCGAGACAACCUGCCACCCAAACUGAAGAAUCUGCACAAGGUCUCCCCUCUGCUCAAAAGCUUCCUGGACCGGAUGUUAGUGCGAGACCCGGCUCAGAGGGCCACCGCCAGCGAGCUUCUCAAGCACCCGUUCCUGUCGAAGGGGGGGCCGCCGUCCUGCAUCGUGCCUUUGAUGCGGCAGAACAGGAUGAAGUGAGAUAAGACGCGCCACUAAGACGCCUGGACUCUGGAGAUGGUGUUACAGGAUACUCCUGCACACACAGGAGUGACCCUCGGAGGUCACAGACAGGAGACGUGAAAACAGGGUGUGCAGGAGUAUCCUCUGUGAGUCACUGAACUGCGAGAGUGAAUUCCCUAAAACAAACAGAGGCAAUAAGGUGGAGUGUGUGUGUGUGUGUGUGUUUCAUACAUGUGUGUGUGAGCAGCAGAGGAGCCUCCUGCAAACACUUUUACCUGAAGAGCCUCACCUGGAAAGAUUAAGAACUGUGGAUCUUUUUUUUCUCCUAUCUGUGGCCCUUACCUGGAUUUGAGGUGUGAAGGUGAGGUUUUGCACACCAGUCUGAUGCUUUGAAGGAGCCGAGAGCCCAUUGGCUGAUUUUUAACAUCACUAUUGGACAAUCUGUAAGCCUAUUUUUCUUUCUUUCGUUUUUUUUCCUGCAUUCGGAGACUGUCCUCAUCACAGCCAGAACUUACUACUGAGAGAGGAAAUCUUGUGGCUCCGACUUUAUUCUGUAGCCUUAAAAACACUAAUUUCCUGUCGUAAACAAGCAAACGUACACUAAGUGAAAAAGUAAACACUGGAGUCGUGGUUUCAGAUGAAUUUUCUUCUUCUUUUCUCCUGAAGUACAAUGAACAUAGAGAGCUAUAUCACUUGUGAUGUUAUACUAUCUCUGUUUUGUGAUUGUUUUAUUGUUGUUGUAAAGUGUUUCCUGGUUUAUUUUA